Molecule: messenger RNA, 1762 nt
Organism: Indicator indicator
Lineage: Eukaryota; Metazoa; Chordata; Aves; Piciformes; Indicatoridae
Gene: STAM2
Product: signal transducing adaptor molecule 2
Exons: 14
Coding region: 1-1578 (525 amino acids)
Biological process (GO): signal transduction
Cellular component (GO): endocytic vesicle
Molecular function (GO): ubiquitin binding; phosphatidylinositol binding
Source: RefSeq, a predicted model, not a curated record
AUGCCGCUCUUCGCCCCCAACCCCUUCGAGCAGGACGUGGAAAAAGCUACAAAUGAAUAUAACACCAGUGAGGACUGGGGGCUUAUCAUGGAUAUCUGUGACAAAGUUGGGAGUACUCCUAAUGGAGCAAAGGAUUGCCUUAAAGCCAUCAUGAAGAGGGUAAACCAUAAAGUUCCCCACGUGGCUUUGCAAGCACUUACACUUUUAGGAGCCUGUGUAUCCAACUGUGGAAAAAUCUUCCACUUAGAAGUCUGCUCUCGUGAUUUUGCUAGUGAAGCUCGAAGUAUCAUCAAUAAGGCUCAUCCAAAAGUAUCUGAGAAGCUAAAAACUCUAAUGGUGGAGUGGUCAGAAGAGUUUCAGAAGGACCCACAGUGUAGUUUAAUAUCUGCAACCAUUAAAUCUCUGAAAGAAGAAGGUGUCACUUUUCCUGCAGCUGGAUCACAGGCUGCCACAAAUGCUGCUAAGAAUGUUUCAGCCUUGAGUAAGAACAAAGAAGAUGAAGAUAUAGCUAAAGCUAUCGAAUUGUCAUUGCAAGAGCAGAAACAGCAGCAAAUGGAAACCAAAUCCUUGUACCCAUCUGCAGAAAUUCAGCAGAACAACCAGAACUCCAGGAAGGUCCGAGCUCUCUAUGACUUUGAAGCUGUGGAGGACAACGAGCUCACUUUCAAAAGUGGAGAAAUCAUUUUUGUUUUGGAUGACAGUGACGCCAAUUGGUGGAAAGGUGAAAAUCACAGAGGAGUGGGACUGUUCCCAUCUAAUUUUGUGACUUCUGACUUGACUGUGGAGCCUGAGGCAGCAGCUGUGGAGAAAAAUUCUGUUCCUGAGGAUGCAGCAGAAGAUGUUAAGAAAGCAGAACCUGAGCCAGUUUAUAUAGAUGAGGAUAAGAUGGAUAAAACACUGCAGGUACUUCAGAGUAUAGACCCUACAGAUUUAAAGCUUGAUUCUCCAGAUCUUCUAGACUCAGAAGAUAUUUGUCAGCAGAUGGGUCCGAUGAUAGAUGAAAAACUUGAAGAGAUAGACAGAAAACACUCAGAAUUAUCUGAACUGAACGUGAAAGUUCUGGAAGCCCUGGAGCUCUAUAACAAGCUGAUGAAUGAAACCCCAAUGUACUCAGCCUACUCCAAACUCCACCAUCCUGCACAAUACCCACCCACAUCUUCUGGUGUCUCAGUGCAGUCAUAUCCUGUACAGCCACCUAGUGGAAACUACAUGAUCCAGGGUGUUCACCAAGUCACCAUCUCGCCGGGUUACAGCCUAGGACCUGAUCAGAUGGGACAGCUGAGGUCUCUGCCACAAAGCAUCAAUUCCUCUGGAGCAGCUCAGCCAGCUCAAGCUGCCUAUUUAAGCCCCGGGCCCGAUGCUGUGCUGAACCAGCCCUACGGCAGCCCCAGCCCCGCUGUCCCCUCCGCCGCCGGCACCGCAGCCUACGCCCCACAGCAGAUGGGAAUGGCCGUGGAUCUCUCAGCCUACCAGAGCAACACACCCAGCUUGCCUCAAGGACCAGCUUAUCCCCUGGCAGUUCCUGCUCAUUCCGUGCUACAGCAACAAACUAAUUACCACCAGCAGCCUCUCCUCUAAAAGCAAACCAGCUCCUGUCUCCUGCUUACCGAAUAAAGGUUGCCUGACCUAACGAUUUGGAGAAACACCUGUCACAGAUAGCCAACCCCAUUGUUUUCUUUUCCUUUGAAAUAACCCAGCAGGGUUUCAGAUAUGCAGCAGAUCUGAUUGCUGAGAAUUUGCAUAAUAUCUUGAACUAGAUUUA